UGCGGCUCCCAGAGUUGCAGCAGGGUUCAGAAGAGGAAGCGGGGCUGGCCCAGAGGUCCGAAGCUUAGCCAUGGAGGAGGAAGACUGUGGAAUGCAUGGCAAGUGGGCUGUCACUUGGAUCACCAUCGGGAAGCCCAAGGUGCAGGUGGAAGAGGAGCAGAGGAGCUCCGAGAUGAAGAGGGCGGAGGACAGCGCGGACCAGGCCGAGGCCCAGCACGCAGAGGCCCAGAAGAAGCAGAAGAUCAUCGACCGGGUGAUCUCCGUGCUGGAAAACAGCCCCAACAGACACCGCAAGCGCAUGGCGAUAGUGCUGUGCCAAAGGGGGAUGAGGCAGAGGGACAGCGGCGACCUGAAGCCCAAAGCCGAGCCUGAGCUGCAGCCCAACCCUGAGCCCCAGCCUGAUCCUGUGGAGAAGCCUGCGCCUGGGGCUGACAGCGCGGCCUCAGGGCCCCCCCCAGCUGCCUCGGCCUCCACCUAGGGAGUGGACCCAGGAGGCGGAGAAGCACAGGGCCCAGGAACUGGGGGGAGGGGACAGGGGAAGGGAUGUUGGCCUCAUGGAGACCAAGUGUGGACAAUAAAGCACCGUCAAGACACGAAA
Molecule: messenger RNA, 598 nt
Organism: Heterocephalus glaber (naked mole-rat)
Lineage: Eukaryota; Metazoa; Chordata; Mammalia; Rodentia; Bathyergidae
Source: RefSeq, a predicted model, not a curated record